Macadamia integrifolia is the source of this 1365-nucleotide messenger RNA. Its product is annotated as protein SHORT HYPOCOTYL IN WHITE LIGHT 1-like. The transcript has 3 exons. Lineage: Eukaryota; Viridiplantae; Streptophyta; Magnoliopsida; Proteales; Proteaceae. The record is from RefSeq and is a predicted model, not a curated record. Gene Ontology annotation, biological process: regulation of abscisic acid-activated signaling pathway; negative regulation of photomorphogenesis. Bases 181 to 774 code for a protein of 197 amino acids.
CCUAGAAUCAAUUUUGGAAAAGUAUUCCAAACACAUGUCGGACAAAUCGAUGUCUGGCGACUGCUUUUCCAAGUUCCGUCGAAUCCGUCCAUGGCGGAGUGGGACUAAUGAAAGUGUUUCUAUGAGUCUAUUUCGAUAAUGACCUGACUGAAUCCCGAACGGCUGAAGCAUCCCACUCUCAUGGGAGCAGAAGAGAUUCCUCACAUGGCUUCUACGCUGACCAGCUCUUCAUCCCUAUUCCUCUUCUCUUAUUGUCGUCGCACGAAUCGUUUCACGAACUUUCAUUAUCAUCAUCAUCCCCAUCCCUCUCUUCGCUUUCGGAUUCCUCAACUCCGUUAUCGUCUCCGGGCUUCCGCUGGAUUCUCCAACUACUCACAUGAAAGUGAUAAUUUGAUCGCCGAUCCGCCCCAUUGGGGCGCCACUGCUGUCGUCGCCAACUAUUAUGUGGAUGACCAUGAUUCCGACGAUGAUGAUGACGAAGAAGAUCGUAGCUUGGAUUUACUUGUUCGGUUCCUUCAAAACAUGUUCCGCAAGAUCUCCAAGCGAGCCAAGAAGGUUGGCUUUUCUGUGAAUGGGGUCAUAAUAUUGGCAUUCUUGUGGUUUUUGAAGGCAUUCGUUGAGGUGGUCUGCACACUUGGAAGUAUUGUUUUCAUAAGCAUCUUACUAAUUCGUGGGGUUUGGUCUGGACUAGCCUUUAUACAGGAAAACCGCAACCGUAACUCUAGCAAUAUUGACGACCAGUCCCACAUAUGGAUGGGUGUGCAACUGACUUAGUUUGCUACUUCACCAUAUAAACUUCUAGAGCAAGAAAGACAUAUAAAAGAUGAUCUAGAAUGGCAGUCGUCACACCUGUAGAAAUUUUUGUAUUUUUUAACGUGACAUAAGAAAAGCAACAAGGUGACAACAAAAUCAUCACCGGCUACGGAGAAAACCGUCUUGACACUAGUUACUGAUGUAGAAAAUUGGGGUUGAUUUUUAUCGAGAAGCCCAAAACAAGCUGCUCUCAGUUGCAACUGAUCCAAACUAAACAAAAUCAGAAAAAAGCAGAGUUCAUUUGUAUGGUUACUGUUAAUUAACUUAAGCAUAAACUCGUGAGGUAUUACAUGAGACAUGAAUUUCUUGUAAAGGUGAAGGAUACUUUUUAGCUUCUUAUUUAUCAGAGGAGGGAGGGAAGGGGGAUUAAGUCUUGUGUUUUCAUGCUUGCACAUAACGUGUAAUAUUUCUUGGUUCAAAUGCUAAUCGAAUCUUCAUCCUGUAAUUGUUUAGCGUUGACAGUAGUUUACUAAAAUCAUCUUCCAGUUGUUCGACACAAUUGCUGGUGUUUCUUUCAGUUCAAUAUAUAUACUUUUUGGUUUCUGUUUUCAA